UGGUUUUGUGGUGAGGAAAAAGAAUCAAAAGAAAGAAAUGGCAAUCUCAUCCUCAUCAGAGAUAGGUUGGAGUUGGAGGGUUUUGUGUCAGAGAGUUAACCCAGCAAUACCAAACACGCCCUUGUUCCUCCAAAUCCCAAAGUCAACUCGCUUCACUGGGUCUUCUUCUGUUGUUGCUCGCGCUUGGGACCCUAAAACGGCCUCUUCGCAAGAGGAGGAUCUAGUGUACGUGGGAAAACUAGUGGCGGGUUCUUUUGCGGGUGGGGCUGCAAUCAAGUACGGCAGUGCUCUAUUCCCUGAGAUAACGACUCCGAACCUUGUGCUGGCUCUGCUCCUCAUUCUAACUCCUGUGCUUGUUGCUGUUUUUCUUUUGAUCAAGGAAAGUCGUACAAACCCAUAAUAUCAACCUUUUUUUUAUUUACAAUCCAAAUCAUCAAAUUCGUUCUACUAUGUCUCCAUUAUUUCUCAGAAUCGGACAUCUUUUCAAACAAAUCAAGUUUUAGCUCGUUAAUUUCCUAGCUCGGGUUAUUAGUGAUAUCAAAUUGCAGUUAA
Messenger RNA from Glycine soja, 552 nucleotides. RefSeq lists its product as uncharacterized. The transcript has 2 exons. The coding region runs from base 38 to 400 and encodes 120 amino acids. The record is from RefSeq and is a predicted model, not a curated record. NCBI's taxonomy places the organism in Eukaryota, Viridiplantae, Streptophyta, Magnoliopsida, Fabales, Fabaceae. Gene Ontology annotation, cellular component: chloroplast.